AUGGCACGAGCAACGGUCGGUAGUACCGCUGCUGAAAUGAAGACAUUCACCGAUUGUAUGUUCUUUAUGAACGGAUCUUGUAAAUUAAAUGACAAAUGUCGUUAUCGCCAUUGCGCAAAGGCUGCUGCGCAAACAAAAACCUGCUCUAAAUGGCCAAAAAUUUGCCGAGACGCUAGAUGUUCCUAUCGACACCCGGCACCACCCAAAGUAGUGGAUGGUAACAAGAAAAAACUGGCAUCUGAACCUGCAGCAAGAUCAGUACCAACGCCAUUGGCAUCAUCACAACCGCAACAAGAAAUUCUAAUCAGCUUCUUCUGGGAUAUCGAAAACGUUCCAAUACCUAAAGGACAAAAACCGUUUGAUAUUGUUCAACGCAUUCGCCAAAAAUUAAUCAUUGAGGCUGGUCUACGAGAAGAUAAUUUCUCGUGUUUUUGCGACAGCGCCAUGAUAUCCAAAGAUAAUCAAUUAAGUUUAUUGCAUGCAAACGUCAGCAUAGUACAUGUACCCGACCGGAAAUCCGGAGCAGUAGACCGUCAGAUUAUGUUAGCGUUAGAUCGUUUUGAGCGAGCUCAUCGACCUCCAGCGACAAUUGUUCUUAUCUCAGGUGAUAUCGAUUUCGUUGGUAAAUUAAGUGAUCUUCGUCAUCAAGCCGGUUUCCAUGUUAUUGUUAUACAUAAUAAACCAGCGAAAGAAGAGUUAAAAGCUACGGUUAAUGCUCAUUAUCCGUGGGAAUUGUUUACACAAGCAUUGUCAAAAGAUGUUAAUCUUCUUCCUAAUUUAAUGGAAGAAUUAACAACACGUACGCCUCAACCAUAUCGAAUGGCCAGUUCGAAUAGAGAUGGCCAUUUGCAUACGGUUGAACCGUCACCUAAUCGACCAGUGGCGUCAGCGAAAUCACGACCAACUCCAGCAAAAAAACAAACAUAUCCAUGCCCAAAAUGUUCCAGUGAAUUCGAUUCAAUUCAAGCUGUCAGACAACAUCAAGAAGCCAAAGAUCACCUUUUUGAUUGUCCCAGGUGUGAUGAAACAUUCACCACACUCGAUGGCUUGACUCAACAUAAGAAAGCGAAAGAUCAUCAGGACAUUGACUAUGGUUGUGGACAAUGCAAUCGCCGGUUUAAUCAACUUGAUAGUUUAAAUCAACAUCAGAAAGCGACAGGUCACUCGGAUUUGUUUAAAUCGGUGCCUGUUAUAUCUGAUGGUCUUCCUCGUGACAAAACACCUCCGAGGAACAAUUCAACUACAAGCAAUGUUUGGGAAGAUGCAGCCACGGUUAUUAUCAGUCAAGGUAUUGCUGCACUUGUUAAACAUUAUCCGGCGGUAUUUGCCAACAAAAAAUGA
Molecule: messenger RNA, 1341 nt
Organism: Adineta ricciae
Lineage: Eukaryota; Metazoa; Rotifera; Eurotatoria; Adinetida; Adinetidae
Source: the annotation of a GenBank genome assembly